AUGCCAUCGAUCUCACCGGCAGAUUUACUUGCCUGCUCAGGUCGGUGCUCCACGGAGCGCGACCUCCGGCUCCUCCAUGCCGCUCUCCUCCGUCGCCGCCACAUACUUCCGACGGUCGAUGCCGUCGCGGUGCUCGCCAAGCUCCUCCGCUUCGCCGCGGUGUCUCCCGCCGGCGACCUCCGCCACGCCUCCGUGCUCCUCUCUCUCCACCUCCCGUUCAUCUCAGCCGCCGCUUCCCACCUCGCCUUUUUCUACAACACCCUCAUUCGCGGCCUCGCUGUCUCCUCAUUGCCCAGCGCUGGCAUCGAGCUCUUCACCGCGAUGCGCCGCGCGGGCGCCGCUCCCGACGCCUUCACCUUCACCUUCGUCCUCAAGUCUUGCUCCCGCUGCCAUUCGCCUGGUCGGUUGCCUUCUGACCUCCACGCUCAGGCGUUCAAGCACGGUUGCCUCGGCGCGCGGAGCGAGCACGCUCAUGUUCAGAAUGCUUUGCUGCACGCGUACGCGUCUCGGUCCGCCGUCGACGACGCCCGCAGGGUGUUCGACGAAAUGCCCGCCCGGGAUGUAGUCUCCUUCUCGGGGCUACUUACGGCACACCUCAGAACCAACCAUCUGGACUCCGCGCGCAUGGUGUUCGACCAGAUGCCACACCGUGAUGUUGUUUCCUGGACUGCCAUGAUCUCUGCCUAUGCCAGGGCUUCGCGUCCACAGGACGCCCUGGCAUUGUUUGAUGCAAUGCCAGUGCAACCAGACGAGGUGACCAUGGUAAGUGUGGUGUCGGCAUGCACUGCACUUGGGGACCUUGCGACUGGGGAGCGUCUGCGUCAUUAUGUUGAUUCCAAUGAUUUUGGGUGGAUGGUUUCACUCCGCAAUGCACUCAUGGACAUGUAUGCUAAGUGUGGGUGCCUACCUGAAGCACGUGCUUUGUUUGAUGGGAUGGCAAUAAGGAGCUUGGCAUCUUGGAAUACACUUAUCUCAGCAUAUGCAUCACAUGGUGAUGAGGAAAGCACAAUUGCUUUGUUUCAUCAAAUGCUGGCUCAUGACAAUUUUGUGAAGCCAGAUGGGGUGACGCUGCUUGCAGUGCUCACCAUGUAUGCACACAAGGGCUGUGUUGAGGAGGGACGCACUGUGUUUGAUGCGAUGCAAAGAGGAGAUUAUGGCAAAGUGGAGCUGACCAUGGAGCACUAUGGGUGCAUGGUGGACUUGCUUAGUCGGGCAGGACAACUUGAGGAAGCUUACAAGAUGAUAGAGCAAAUGUCGAUUCCAAGCAAUGAUGUGGUCUGGGGUGUGUUACUUGGUGCAUGCCGUAUGCACGGCAAUAUUGACAUGGCAGAGAAGGCAGUCCAAAAACUAAGGAUCCUAAACCCACACGAGGGUGGUUACUACAUUUUGCUCAUAGAUAUGUACACAGCCGCUGGCCGAACAGCAGAAGCCAUGGAGGUUAGACGGACCAUGAAUAAGGCCGGGGCCAAGAAAACUACAGGCUGGAGCUGCCCGACUACUGUCUGUCUUCCUCAACAGUAA
Miscanthus lutarioriparius is the source of this 1521-nucleotide messenger RNA. NCBI's taxonomy places the organism in Eukaryota, Viridiplantae, Streptophyta, Magnoliopsida, Poales, Poaceae. The record is from the annotation of a GenBank genome assembly.